GCCGGGAGGGCUGUGCCCCUCGAGGUGCUUGUGAGAUAUGGAAGGGGAGGCUGCGUGAUGGGUCCCUCGCUUUCCCUUUCGCUUGCGUCUGGAAGAAGGACCGUGAACUAGGUUGUUACUGGCAGAAGAACCAGGAUUCAGAUCUCAGUGGAACUUGCUUUCAAAAGCUGUUGAAACAAAGGACUGCUUUCUAAUUUGGACAUGGCUAAUCGAGGAGCGACAAGGCCCAACGGGCCAAAUGCUGGAAAUAAAAUUUGCCAAUUUAAACUAGUACUUUUAGGAGAGUCUGCAGUUGGCAAAUCAAGUUUGGUGCUUCGUUUUGUAAAAGGACAGUUUCAUGAAUUUCAAGAAAGUACAAUUGGAGCUGCUUUUCUAACCCAGACUGUAUGUCUGGAUGAUACAACGGUAAAAUUUGAAAUUUGGGAUACAGCUGGGCAAGAGCGGUACCACAGUUUAGCACCCAUGUACUACAGAGGAGCACAAGCAGCUAUAGUGGUAUACGACAUUACAAACGAGGAGUCCUUUGCCAGAGCGAAAAAUUGGGUCAAAGAACUUCAGCGACAAGCAAGUCCUAACAUUGUAAUAGCUUUAGCAGGAAACAAAGCUGAUCUAGCUAACAAAAGAGCUGUGGAUUUCCAGGAAGCACAGGCUUAUGCAGAUGACAACAGCCUAUUGUUCAUGGAGACGUCUGCCAAAACAUCUAUGAACGUAAAUGAAAUAUUCAUGGCAAUUGCAAAAAAAUUGCCCAAGAAUGAACCACAGAAUGCAGGAGCCAGCUCUGCCAGAGGAAGAGGAGUAGACCUUACUGAACCCACACAACCACCCAAGAGUCAAUGUUGUAGUAACUAAAAGAUCAAUUGCUUUAAACUGUUCUGAAUAUUCUUCUGCUUCCUAACUGUUAAUAACCAUGGAAUUGGAGUGCUUAACCUGGUCCAGUACAGCUUCCAAACAGCGAAGAGACUUACAAUAAUAGUCAAGUUCAUGAUACAGAGUUUUCUUUUCACCUAAAAUUUUAACAUGCAUGUAUCCACCACUGGCUGUAAUGUUUCAGCAGUAGAGGAGAGAUGGAGGCGGAAUAAACUUCCUUCAGUUGAAAGGUUUUAAAAAUCAGUUGUUAUUAUUAGAGGUGUAGAAGAACUACUUUCUGUGGACCUAAUUGGCCAGUUCCUGUAGCCUCAAUACUGAUCACUGUUAUAAUAAAUAGAAUUGGGUCUUUUCAUAAUUCUCAAUUGUGCUUUAAAACCUCCUUAGAAACAGGGUCUAAAAAUUACUUAAACUUAUUUGCAGUAUUGAUGCAACCAGUUGUUUCUGCAGGUAUCCACUGUUUAGUUACACAUUCCAUAGGUUAAUAAUUUUAUUACAGAUAAUACUUGCAUUAACAAUUUUAAGAAUCCUAUGCUUGCCAGAAAGUGGAGUUUUAGUUGGUACACUGUAUGUAAAUUAUAUCAACCCAGUUAGUUAUCUUAAUGAAUUAGUGAUGAAUCAAGUCUAACUUCAUUUCUAAUCUAUUCAGAGGGUACAGACCAGUAAAUUCAACUCUACAACUUAGGAUAUGGGGUUUUUUGUCCUCUACAAACUGUAAGAGCUCUUCAAGUAAAACCACAACAAACUCGG
Messenger RNA from Agelaius phoeniceus (red-winged blackbird), 1614 nucleotides. It is a transcript of the gene RAB5A, whose product is annotated as RAB5A, member RAS oncogene family. Lineage: Eukaryota; Metazoa; Chordata; Aves; Passeriformes; Icteridae. Gene Ontology annotation, molecular function: GTPase activity; GTP binding. The record is from RefSeq and is a predicted model, not a curated record.